UGUAAUAAAUAUUAGAGGAAUGUUUAAUAGUAAUAUAUCUGAAAGCCAUAAAAAGACCUUCCUUCCUUCCUUUGGAGCCUACUACUGCUUUCGUCGUCUCCUUCAACCAACCAACCAAAAUAUAAAAAAAGUCGUCAAAUUCACAUCGUAGCUUCCUCCAAACUCCUCCCGUCGUUCUCCUCUCUUCGCACGCAAUCCAAUCGCCGGAUUCUGAUUCACCUCUUUCGCCCACCUUCUACCUCCUUCGUUUUCGUGUUUCAGUUUUGGUGGAAUCAUCUCCGGCGAUUUGGGUGUUGCGUUCGACUCUUGGUUCUAAUCGUUGAGAGAGGAUAAGUCAUUAACAUGAGUUUCUGACAUUUUUCUCUUAGAGAAAUGGACGAAGAGUCUAGUUCUUGGAUAAGGAGGGCCAAGUAUUCUCAUACCGUUUGUCAUCGAAUCAUCACCCCAAGAUCAGACUCCCUUCCUGUUACAACCAACCGAGACAAGACUUCUUCCGGUUUGAAGAGAAUGCCUCUCAGUUCCCCAUCUGAUCUCAAGUCUCUUGUCGGACCUUCUCAGGCUAAGCAGCAAGCCACGGGUUUCACCAACAGGAAGAGGGCUACUUCUCCGUCUCCUCAGAUACCCAUCUCUGAUUCUUUUAAAGAAGCAAAGUCUGGUGUCAAGAGAUUCUCAACUCCUCAUCCUAUAAGAGUCGAAGCAACCAACAAGGGAAACUUCUCCCGCAAAAGUUCCUUUGAGAAACUAUCACACGCUCUACGGCCUCUAUCUUUCUCAGGUCCUUUAAAGGAUAGGCCCAAGAGCAGGAAGGAGAUGCGGUCUACAAAGUCUUUUGAUCAUUCAGGUAAUGAAGUAACUGCUAUGGGUGUGCUCGAAGAACACCGCGUUGAUACCUCUGAUCUCACCCGUGGAGACCUGUUUGCGCAUGGCAAGUUUAGCCAACUUUACCAUGGUGUCUACAAAGGCGAAGCUGUUGCGCUCAAGAUUACCAGAGCGUCUGAUGAUUGCGAAGAUAGAUUCUUGGGAGCUCGUUUGGAGAAACAGUUUACCAAGGAAGCCACUCUUCUGUCUCGACUUAGCCAUCCAAAUGUUGUCAAGUUUGUGGGAGUGAAUAUUGGAAACUGUAUCAUCACGGAGUAUUUAGCUAACGGGUCUUUGAGAUCAUAUCUGCACAAGCUGGAGACAAAAUCCCUUCCUUUGCCACAGCUAGUCAAGUUUGGUCUGGACAUUGCGAGAGGGAUGGAAUACAUUCACUCACAGAAGAUAGUUCACCGGGAUCUUAAGCCGGAGAACGUGUUGAUUGACAAAGACUUCAACUUGAAGGUCGCAGACUUUGGCAUAGCGUGCGACGAGGAGAACUGUGAUAUUUUAGGGGCGGAGACAGGAACGUAUAGGUGGAUGGCACCCGAAGUGUUGAGCAGGAAACCACACGGAGGUAAGUCGGAUGUAUAUAGUUUUGGACUUGUCUUAUGGGAAAUGGCAGCUGGAGCAGUCCCAUUUGAGAAGAUGGGUCCUGUCCAAGCUGCUUUCGCAGUCAUGCACAAGAACACUAGACCGGCCAUACCAAAGAAAUGUCCAGCGCCCAUGAAAGAUCUGAUUGAGCAGUGCUGGUCGGUGCAAACAGACAAGAGACCAGAAUUCUGGCAGAUUGUGAAAGUGCUGGAACACUUUGAAAAGUCGCUGAAAAACGAAGGGAGGCUCAGUCUUAUGCCGAACCAGAUAUGUCCACACGCUAAGAAAGGCAAUAAAUACUGGAGUCAUAUCUUCGGGUCAGUCCACCACCACGGCAGCAGCAACAACAACGAUACUGUAUGCCCUGCCACGCCUAAGCCUAGAUUCGGUUGAGAGAAAGACUCUCGACUCUCAUUUUGUGAAUAUAAAAAAAGCGUCAGUGGUUAUGUGUUUUCUUUUUUUGGUUCAUUUCAUCCACUGUCUCUGUCUGCGUUUGAUUUUGUUAGGACACAACCGUUGAAGCCAUCUUCAUCUUGGUUUGGCUUGGUCUUUUUGUGAAGUCAUCUUUUUCUUUUAAACUUGAAAUUGAUUUGAUUUAUUCAGAACAACAGUGAGAGAUUGUUUCAUGGAUUAUCACUUUUACUU
This is a messenger RNA of Brassica oleracea var. oleracea, 2094 nucleotides long. RefSeq names its product serine/threonine-protein kinase HT1. Gene Ontology annotation, molecular function: protein kinase activity; ATP binding. Bases 373 to 1842 code for a protein of 489 amino acids. The record is from RefSeq and is a predicted model, not a curated record. Gene Ontology annotation, biological process: protein phosphorylation. NCBI's taxonomy places the organism in Eukaryota, Viridiplantae, Streptophyta, Magnoliopsida, Brassicales, Brassicaceae. The transcript is spliced from 4 exons.